CCCUCCACCCUUCCCCUCGGUUCGCAGCAGUCCCUCGCAGUGUCUCCGCAGUGCCUCCGAGCGGAAGGUGGGGGGCCGCCCUCCAGAAGAGCCCGGUGGCCCGGCGCUCCCCUUCACAGGACGCCAGGGGCCUGGAGAGAGCGCUCUCGGAGCUGACCUCGGAAACCGACGUGCCGGUGGUGUUUGUGAAGCGGCGAAAGAUAGGAGGCAUGGUCCAACCCUGAAGGCUUAUCAGGAGGGCAGACUUCAAAAGCUACUGAAAAUGAACGGCUCGGAGGGUCUUCCCGAGUCCUAUGACUAUGACCUCAUCAUCGUUGGAGGCGGCUCAGGAGGGCUGGCAGCUGCUAAGGAGGCAGCCAAAUAUGACAAGAAGAUAUUGGUCCUGGAUUUUGUCACUCCAACCCCCCACGGAACUAGAUGGGGUCUCGGAGGAACAUGCGUGAAUGUGGGUUGCAUACCUAAAAAACUGAUGCACCAAGCGGCUUUGUUAGGACAAGCCGUGCAAGACUCUCGAAACUACGGUUGGAAGAUCGAGGAGACAGUUAAACAUGACUGGGAUAAGAUGACAGAAGCUGUACAGAAUUACAUCGGCUCCCUGAACUGGGGCUACCGGGUCGCUCUGCGGGAGAGAAAAGUGACCUAUGAGAAUGCAUACGGCCAGUUUGUAGGUCCUCAUAGGAUUAAGGCAACAAAUAACAAAGGCAAAGAAAAAAUUUAUACAGCAGAGAAAUUUCUCAUUGCUACUGGCGAGAGGCCACGGUAUCUGGGCAUCCCUGGUGACAAAGAGUUCUGCAUCAGCAGUGAUGAUCUUUUCUCCUUACCUUAUUGCCCGGGUAAGACCCUGGUGGUUGGAGCAUCGUAUGUCGCCUUGGAAUGUGCUGGAUUUCUUGCUGGCAUCGGUUUAGAUGUCACUGUUAUGGUACGAUCCAUUCUCCUGAGAGGAUUUGACCAGGACAUGGCCAACAAAAUUGGCGAACAUAUGGAAGAACAUGGUGUCAAGUUUAUAAAACAGUUCAUACCAAUAAAAGUUGAACAAAUUGAAGCAGGGACACCAGGCCGACUCAGGGUGGUAGCCCAGUCCACCAGUGGUGGUGAAACCAUUGAAGGAGAGUAUAAUACGGUAUUGCUGGCAAUAGGAAGAGACGCUUGCACAAGAAAACUUGGCUUGGAAACCGUGGGGGUAAAGAUAAAUGACAAGACUGGAAAAAUACCUGUCACAGAUGAAGAGCAGACCAACGUGCCUUAUAUCUAUGCCAUCGGCGAUAUAUUGGAGGGGAAGCUCGAGCUCACCCCAGUAGCAAUCCAGGCAGGGAGACUGCUGGCUCAGAGGCUCUAUGCUGGCUCCAAUAUCAAGUGUGACUAUGAAAAUGUUCCGACAACUGUGUUUACUCCUUUGGAGUAUGGUGCUUGUGGUCUUUCUGAGGAGAAGGCUGUGGAGAAAUUUGGGGAAGAAAACAUUGAGGUUUACCAUAGUUACUUUUGGCCAUUGGAAUGGACGAUUCCAUCAAGAGAUAACAAUAAGUGUUAUGCAAAAAUAAUCUGUAAUAUCAAAGACAAUGAACGUGUUGUCGGCUUCCACGUACUGGGUCCAAAUGCUGGAGAGGUUACGCAAGGCUUUGCAGCUGCACUCAAGUGUGGACUGACCAAAAUGCAGCUGGAUAGUACCAUCGGGAUCCACCCCGUCUGUGCAGAGGUAUUCACAACCUUGUCGGUGACCAAGCGCUCUGGGGGAAGCAUCCUCCAGGCUGGCUGCUGAGGUUAAGCCCCAGUGCGGAUGCUGUUGCCGACACUCCAGGCCACUGCUGUGUUAACUUGCCCAAGUCCAAGGUGCAGAUUUUAGGAAGGGUUUUGUGCUUUGGCACCCGCGUGUCCCGCGCUGGUGGCACCCAAGGCCCCCUUGGAUCUCUCGGGUAGAAGGUGGUGGAUGGAAGGCAGACAGCGUCGCACUGGGGUCACCGUGACGGACUGGAGCUGACACUCGGCAGCGCAUCGGAGGGCGCGUCCAUGAAGUCACCGGCCCCAAGCCCCCGCGGUGGGCGGUGAUGGAACAAGUGCCGAGCAGUUUUAGCGCGACCGACCUCUCCGUUCUGGAUUUGCUUACUCUC
Molecule: messenger RNA, 2105 nt
Organism: Puma concolor (puma)
Lineage: Eukaryota; Metazoa; Chordata; Mammalia; Carnivora; Felidae
Gene: TXNRD1
Product: thioredoxin reductase 1
Biological process (GO): cellular response to oxidative stress; glutathione metabolic process; cell redox homeostasis
Cellular component (GO): cytosol; mitochondrion
Molecular function (GO): thioredoxin-disulfide reductase (NADPH) activity; glutathione-disulfide reductase (NADPH) activity; flavin adenine dinucleotide binding
Source: RefSeq, a predicted model, not a curated record